Messenger RNA from Indicator indicator, 786 nucleotides. It is a transcript of the gene TSPAN7, whose product is annotated as tetraspanin 7. Lineage: Eukaryota; Metazoa; Chordata; Aves; Piciformes; Indicatoridae. Bases 1 to 750 code for a protein of 249 amino acids. The transcript is spliced from 8 exons. The record is from RefSeq and is a predicted model, not a curated record. Gene Ontology annotation, cellular component: membrane.
AUGGCAUCGAGGAGAAUGGAGACCAAACCCGUGAUAACGUGUCUGAAAACCCUCCUCAUCAUCUACUCCUUCGUCUUCUGGAUCACAGGUGUUAUCCUUCUUGCAGUCGGCGUCUGGGGCAAGCUUACCCUUGGCACAUACAUCUCUCUCAUCGCUGAGAACUCCACCAAUGCCCCUUAUGUGCUCAUCGGGACGGGGACCACAAUCAUCGUCUUUGGGCUUUUCGGCUGCUUCGCCACUUGUCGCGGCAGCCCAUGGAUGCUGAAACUGUAUGCCAUGUUCUUGUCCCUGGUGUUCCUGGCUGAGCUAGUGGCUGGCAUUUCAGGGUUUGUGUUUCGCCACGAGAUCAAGGAUACUUUCCUUAGGACAUACACUGAAGCAAUCCAGAACUACAACAAGAAUGAUGAGCGGAGCCAGGCAGUGGAUAACGUACAGGAAAGUCUGAGCUGCUGUGGCAUUCAGAGCUACACCAACUGGAGCACCAGCCCUUACUUCUUCAAGCACGGCAUCCCUACAAGCUGUUGCAUGAACUCCAGUGAUUGUAAUACUCAGGAUCUGCGCAACAUGACCGUGGCUGCCACUAAAGUAAACCAGAAGGGCUGUUAUGACUUGGUGACCAGUUUUAUGGAGACAAAUAUGGGAAUCAUAGCUGGAGUGGCUUUUGGGAUUGCGUUCUCACAGUUGAUCGGGAUGCUGCUGGCAUGCUGCCUGUCCCGGUUUAUUACUGCUAACCAGUACGAGAUGGUGUAACAAGUCUUUCAGAAGCACCAAGCCUGUCUGAAGAUG